AUGAGAGGAACGGUGCCCAUUUUGCAACCCGGUAGCUUUCGAAAACAGGUGGACCUUGCCGAUACAUCCCUCCAUGCUUAUUGUUUCGUCACUGCUGUCUGCGCUUUUGUGGUUACUCAAACUGGAUUUGCCGUGGAGCACGCAUCCUCGGAAUCCUCUCGAGACUUUUGUACUGAAGACUACCGAAAUUCUCUUAUUGAGGAAGCCACCGAAGCUCGAAAGCAUAUCGAUCCAUUCACAGAUCCUGUACGGCAAAACAUUACCAUCGCUUUUCUUCUGUAUGGAUGUCAUAUUGGACUAGGAAAUCAACGACAUGCAUAUUACUUUCUCCGCGAAUCCACGACGCUUUAUACGGCCAGCGCUUUAGAAAGUCAAGCAUCAUCGGCGCAGGUGGAUGACGAUGACCCUUCCUUGGCAGGGAAAUUGUUUUGGCUAUUAGUGGUGUCCGAGAGAGCCCAUGCGAUCCGCCGACAUAGACCAAUUACGCUGCAGGUCACUCCCGACAGCCCUCAAUUAGAAGACGAUGCACUUCCAACGCAAUUGGAAGAUGAUCCACUUGCAAAUGCGUCAGCCAUUGGGUUUCGGUGUCUGGUAAAUCUCUACCGUCCAUUUGAUGAAGGUUUUCUGAGCCAGUGGAAUGGAACCAAUGCCACAUGCUCGAUUGAGUCACUAGUUCGCCUUGAGGAGCGGAUCCAAAGUGCAGUCCCGGCGGACCUCGAUCUGCCUGAUAUACUCAUGGCGGACUUACGUGUCUCCCAACAGUGGCUGCGUAUCAUGAUAUGGCAGCUUUCUACAACUGCUGGAUUUCUUUCGACAAAUCCUACUCAUGAAUCCAUGGAUUUUCGAUACCCCCUCAUAAUUGCUCAAGAUCUCUGCUUCGCAACAUGGAAAUUAUCCAGGCAGAGUAUGGAAACCCAUGGAAUUGGUCUUAUUGAAAAAAUAUUCGAGGUCGCGUGCACCUUGAUUGAUGUUAUGGCAUGCCUCUCAGCGGCUGGGCUCCGUUCUUCGGGAUUCAAGCUUGGCCCGCUGGAUUAUCUCAAGCAUUUCUUCACUCUCAUCCACGAUCUUCCCGGAGGACGGCGAAGGUUUCUUCCACUGCUACUUACCAAAAUAGGGCAAACUCUGCCAUCCAUGGUGGACACUAUCACCGUUCACCUGAAACUCCAACCCGGCCUCCUCGUUCCGAGCUCUACCAGUGAGUCAUCAAUAUCCGCUGGUGUCGGAAAUGACAGCUCAAUUGAACAGUCGUCCGCAGAAUUAGUUUCCGAGUCUGAAAAUUGGAUGAAUAGUAACUUCAACUAUGCGGAGAUGAGCCGUAUCGGUGAGAAAACACCGGAGAUUGAUGAGGCAUUUCUCCAAUACUCCAGUUACUUUCCCUGA
Molecule: messenger RNA, 1380 nt
Organism: Penicillium verrucosum
Lineage: Eukaryota; Fungi; Ascomycota; Eurotiomycetes; Eurotiales; Aspergillaceae
Product: fungal specific transcription factor domain-containing protein
Exons: 3
Coding region: 1-1380 (459 amino acids)
Source: RefSeq, a predicted model, not a curated record